UCCAAAAAGGCUUGGAUGACCAGACUGUUGUUCCGUCAAUGGUUCCACGAAGAGUUUGUCCCCGCUGUUCGAAAAUUUUCGGCCGAGAGAGGAUUGGAGCCAAAGGCAUUGCUGGUUCUUGAUAAUUGCACCAGUCAUUAUGACGUUGACGAAUCUCUACAGAGUGACGAUGGACUGAUUCAAGUGAUCUACUUCCCACCAAAUGUAACUGCUGAAUGCCAGCCGAUGGACCAAGCGGUCAUCAAUGCAAUCAAGCGAAAGUAUAAAAGAAAACUGAUGCUCGCAUUAAUUCUGGAAAACGAACACUUAAGUUUCGAUGAACGAUUGAAGAAGAUUAAUCUUCAACAGUGUAUUUCGUGGUUGGCAACCUCUUGGGAGGAGAUAUCUGACAAAACUAUACGUAAUUCGUGGAAGAAAUUGAUCGAUGGUUUGUCGGAGGAUGCUGUUAAUGUAGACUCGAAAGCGGCCGAUGAUGACUUCAAAGCGCUUGUGUCCAGGAUUGACAGUUUGGCAGGAACAAAAACAUCUGAGCAAGAUAUUGAUCUGUGGAUCAAAGAUCAGGUGUAUGAUGCUGAUCAUAAUCCAGAUUGGGUAACCAGUGAAGUGUUCUCUGAUGACGAGAUUUUGUCAUCAGUUCUCAAGAAAGAUCAACCUGAAAUGCAAGAAGAAUGGUUGGUAGACACAGAAGAUGGAAGUAAUUCGUUUGAUACUUCCAUUACUAGUACCGGAGAUCCUGAUUUUGGCGAUGCAAUCAAGUCAAUUGAUUGCCUAGUUCGCUAUAUGAAGCAUGAUGUUGCAGAAGUAUGCCGUUUGAACGCGCUACGUUCGAAAAUCACUGAAGUUGAAUGGCUAAAACGAGCAUGUUGA
Toxorhynchites rutilus septentrionalis is the source of this 867-nucleotide messenger RNA. RefSeq names its product jerky protein homolog-like. Gene Ontology annotation, cellular component: nucleus. The record is from RefSeq and is a predicted model, not a curated record. Lineage: Eukaryota; Metazoa; Arthropoda; Insecta; Diptera; Culicidae. The coding region runs from base 16 to 867 and encodes 283 amino acids. The transcript has 2 exons. Gene Ontology annotation, molecular function: DNA binding.